Messenger RNA from Babjeviella inositovora NRRL Y-12698, 1767 nucleotides. RefSeq names its product hexokinase family protein. Gene Ontology annotation, biological process: glucose 6-phosphate metabolic process; glycolytic process; intracellular glucose homeostasis. Gene Ontology annotation, molecular function: D-glucose binding; ATP binding; glucokinase activity. The record is from RefSeq and is a predicted model, not a curated record. NCBI's taxonomy places the organism in Eukaryota, Fungi, Ascomycota, Pichiomycetes, Serinales. Gene Ontology annotation, cellular component: mitochondrion; cytosol. Bases 128 to 1708 code for a protein of 526 amino acids. The transcript has a single exon.
CCUGGCAUGUCACUCACCCAGGUUACAGGCUGAGGUGUUCCACGCAUACACAGAUCCAUAACCCCCCUUCCCAGUGUUCUCUUCAUACUGUAACCGAUAGUGGAAGCAAUAGAGCCAGAUUAUGACCAUGGGACACGACAUCACUUGUUCCCCAGAAAGCACUGACUGCUCCCGGGUCACUCCCGAUAGUAGCAUUGAACACAUCGAGCCCAUAUCCGCACCUAGAAUCUCUAAGGGAGUUUCUGAUCUCUUUCCUGCUACCUCUAGUCCAAAAUUACUAGACUACAUUUCCCACAAUACAACUGACUUUGCCAAUUUAGCAGGACACAAAGUCUAUUACAAUAAUGCACAUUACAAGUCCCUCUUUGUCCGGGAAUUGUCAGAUACCUUGGCCCGGCCACCCCACAUUGUCUCCAAACAGAUAAUGGAUGGGAGCUUCCCCAUGGUUACCAGUGGCUCCAUUAGCAUGCCUACAGGCACAGAAAAGGGCAGGUUUAUAUCCGUGGAGAUUGGUGGAUCCACCAUCAGAGUGUCCAUCAUUGCGUUGGACGGUAACGCUAGCUUCCAAGUAAUCAACCACGGGGAAUCUAUUAUCACCCAAGAGGUCAAAGAUCGCUCUGGGGAGGCUUUCUUUGAGUACUUGGCCAGUUUCAUUAUCAAUCAGUGCAUCUUGGCCGGGGUAAACUACAAAGGGUCGGGCCACUUACGCAUGGGUCUCACAUGGUCCUUUCCCAUCCAGCAAAUAUCCCUUUCCCAAGGGAAUAUCUUGGCCAUGGGUAAAGGAUACAACGUGUGCAAAGACAUCCAAGGGUGGGAGUUGAACAACACCUUUUCUACAGCGUUCCGCAACUUGGGGGCCCACAUAGAAAUUGGGGCUAUCUUGAACGAUACGGUGUCGUCUCUUUUGGCCUACAAGUACAAUUGUCCAUCGGCUAACACGACCAUCAGCUAUGUUUUGGGGACGGGUGUCAACGCCGCCAUCAUAUUGCCCUCUGGCGAUAACACCUACACGUUGUACAACACCGAGUUGUCUUUCUUUGGCGCACAGCUCCCUACCAGCAAAUGGGAUAAAAUCGUGGACAGUCUGAAUGAAAAACCGGGCUUUCAGCCACUCGAGUUUUUGGCCGGCGGGAGAUACUUGGGGGAGAUUCUUCGCGUUGUGUUGCAGGACCUUGUUCAUCAGGGGUGCCUUUUCAGCAACGUUAACCAAGGCGCAUUGAAAGCCGCGCUUCAAAGACCGUUCUCAAUCUCCACUAAAGCAUUAAAUGACAUGGAACUGUUUAGGGCUUCGAAAGAGGAUUGGAAUGCAAACGACGAUUCCGAAUUCCUCCACCUUCUUUUUGGGGACGUUGGGGCAUUCACCGGCGCCUCUACCAACGACGUGGACGUGGUGCACACAUUGGUCAAGAUGCUUUCUCUGAGAUCCCAGAUCCUUUGUGCGUUGUCAAUCGCGUCCUUGAGCGAGUUCAUCUCGUCGGAGUACUCCAACACAGGCAAGACAACUACCUUGGAGGUGGAAGUUGCGGGUUCCGGUUCCGUCAUUCAACACUACCACGGGUUCAAGUGUUCUUUGGGUGAGUAUGCUCACGAGUUCUCUAAUGAAGGGAGAAGUACCAAACAGGGGCACCUUCGCUACAGCAUUAAUAACAGCUCCGAUACGGGUGCGAUUGUGGGUAAUGCGGUCGCGUGUUGUUUGAGCAGUGCAUAAAGUUUAGAUCAUUUUUAGACCUCGAUUCCAACAGGCAUUUAAACCAAAGAUACAAUAAA